Messenger RNA from Cokeromyces recurvatus, 2069 nucleotides. RefSeq names its product phytoene dehydrogenase. Gene Ontology annotation, molecular function: oxidoreductase activity. Bases 198 to 1943 code for a protein of 581 amino acids. The transcript has 2 exons. NCBI's taxonomy places the organism in Eukaryota, Fungi, Mucoromycota, Mucoromycetes, Mucorales, Mucoraceae. The record is from RefSeq and is a predicted model, not a curated record. Gene Ontology annotation, biological process: carotenoid biosynthetic process.
UUUUUGACAAGAAAGAAUAAAAUACUUUCUUUUUUUUUUUUUUAAGGAGAAUUAAACUUCUUUGGAUGAAAAUAGAAACUUUACUUAUGUCACUCGACAAGAAUGCAUUUAUAUAUAAAUAUAUGUAUUUAUAAUAUUACUUUUUCCAUCUUUUCUUUUCGUUGUUGUUUUUUUUUAAGAAAAUAAAAAAAGGGAGGAUGUCAAAUAAAAAACAUAUAGUAAUUAUUGGUGCUGGUGUUGGCGGUACAGCAACGGCUGCACGUCUCGCUCGUGAGGGCUUCAAGGUAACAGUAAUAGAGAAAAAUGACUUCUCAGGUGGACGUUGUUCAUUGAUUCAUCAUAACGGAUAUCGCUUUGAUCAAGGACCCUCUCUUUAUUUAAUGCCCAAGCUAUUUGAAGAUGCCUUUGCUGACCUCGAUGAACGUAUUGAAGAUCAUCUCGAACUCUUACGGUGUGAUAAUAAUUAUAAGGUUCAUUUUGAUGAUGGUGAGGCCAUUCAACUUUCGUCUGAUUUGACCCGAAUGAAAGCAGAAUUAGAUCGUAUCGAAGGACCAUCUGGAUUUGGUCGAUUUCUAGAUUUUAUGAAGGAAACACAUAUUCAUUAUGAAACAGGUACUUGUAUUGCUAUUAAACGUAACUUUGAGACCAUCUGGGAUUUAAUUCGUCUCAAGUAUGCUCCGGAGAUCUUUCGAUUGCACCUGUUUGACAAGAUUUACGAAAGAGCUUCCAAAUAUUUUAUGACAAAAAAGAUGAGAAUGGCUUUUACAUUUCAGACCAUGUAUAUGGGUAUGUCUCCAUAUGAUGCUCCAGCAGUUUAUAGUUUGUUACAAUAUACAGAAUUCGCUGAAGGUAUUUGGUAUCCUCGGGGUGGAUUUAAUAUGGUUGUUCAGAAAUUAGAAACCAUUGCCCAUGACAAAUAUGGUGCAGAAUUUCUUUAUAAUUGUCCUGUAGCAAAGAUUAACACGGAUGAUGCCAAUAAACGUGUUACAGGUAUCACACUUGAAUCGGGUCAAGUCAUUGAAGCAGAUGCAGUUGUUUGUAAUGCUGAUCUAGUUUAUGCCUAUCACCGUCUUUUACCUUCCUGUAGUUGGACUCAAAAAUCACUUGCCUCUAAAAAACUGACCUCUUCCUCUAUCUCCUUUUAUUGGUCCAUGUCGACCAAGGUAACACAGCUCGAUGUACACAACAUUUUCUUGGCCGAAUCCUACAAGGAAAGUUUCGAUGAAAUCUUUAAUGACUUUAACCUCCCCUCUGAGGCAUCCUUUUAUGUGAAUGUACCCUCCCGUAUUGAUCCAUCAGCAGCACCUGAAGGUAAAGAUUCGAUCAUCGUUUUAGUACCCAUCGGUCACAGUAAAAGCAAGACGGGUAUACCUGAUGAAGACUAUGCUAGCUUGGUAAAGCGAGCUCGUAGCAUGGUUCUAGAAGUGAUUGAGCGACGUCUAGGUAUCACUCAUUUUGAUCAACUCAUUGAAAAUGAAAUCGUCAAUGACCCCAGUGUUUGGCAAUCCAAGUUUAACUUGUGGAAGGGAUCCAUUCUAGGACUUUCACAUGACAUCUUUCAAGUCCUUUGGUUCCGACCCAGCACCAAGGAUUCAACGGGUCGUUAUGAUAAUUUAUUCUUUGUAGGAGCUAGUACACAUCCAGGCACAGGUGUCCCUAUCGUCUUAGCAGGUAGUAAGCUUACCUCAGAUCAAGUGUGUGAAAGUUUUGGUAAGACUCCCUUGAUGAGAAAGAUAGAAGGAGGUCAAAAGGUAUCUUAUAGUCAAGAAAAGACAAAGAUGGAAUCAAACUGGAUUCAGUAUAUCGUUGUUUGUUUCAUAAUUACCUUUUUAUGGUUUUAUUUCUUUCCUCAAGAGCCUGGAAGGACUCCUGCUUCUGUAAUUAAUAAUUUACUUCCUCAUACUUUUCGUGUACACAAUCACGCUCAUGAACUUUUAAUUUAAUAAAUAUAUGAACAUCUAUUUUUUUUUUUUUUUGGUAGUUUAUUAAGGGAAAGAAACAAAUAAAUGUAUAAUUAUUUAAGAGGGAAAAAGCAUCAUUAUUACUUUACUACAAUACAUAUCACAAGU